UACGAUAUCGUAUCGGGUAAUGUAAAUACUAUUUAGCACUUGUCAUCGAUGACAUAAUAUAUGACAUUUGUCUAUGGUUCACGUCAUUUUGACAUUUAACUUAAUGUCAGUUUUGAUUUUGACAACUUUGACACUUGACAACUGACAUUGUCGGAUGGAAAGGGAAACGAAAAUAUUGUUUGUCCGAUGUUGUUAAAUUAUUUUAUUUUAAACAAUAGCGGUAAUAAAUGAAAAUGUGUAAAAUUAUUGAUGUUUUAUAAUUGACGUACUUAAGUAUGAACUCAUAGUGGUUUUAAUAAAGGCACCAUGUGGUAUUCCGUGCGCAAUAUAUGGAGGUUAUAUCGAAAGAAAUUCUCACCCCGUUUAAAUCAUUCUAAAGCCACAGAAAACGAUGUUCGAUUCCAAAAAAAAGAUUUCAAAGAUCUGCUACAACAACACAAGGAUAAAAUAGUUUUUAGUUCGUAUUUGGAAUAUGAGAAAUUGCAAUUGGGUUACUAUAAAUAUUAUGUGAAAACUCUCAGAAAAGCAAAAGAGACUGAAACGAAAGAGUUUCGUGAGAGAAGUUUACCACCUCUGCCUUUGUCCUUGAAAUAUUAUGUAGAGAAAGAAAGGAUUGCAGAGGAUGAAAUCGAGCAAAAGUAUGAAGAACCAGAGAAAUCCUUCCAAUUGCCAUUUGCAAACACAACUCGUAUUAACAUUCAGGAUGAAACAAUGACUCAAGAACAGCAGAGCUCUGAUGUAGAGUUCGACAAAUCUAAUGUACAGAAAUGGAUGACAAAUUAUGAGCAAUUUGAUGAUACAAAACUGGUUUCUGCUACGGAUGAGGAAAGUGAUGAUGAGGUUGUUGAAAAUGAAUGGUGCAAGCAUUACGGCACUCCAGAUGCUACAGUAGCUGUCAGCCAGGUACCCUGUGGAGGUUGUGGGGCUCUCCUGCAUUGCAACGACCCCGCCAUACCAGGCUAUCUACCAAGUGAACUGUUCAAGGGCACGGAGAUUGAGGAGCUGAAGACCAUGGAGUGUCAGCGAUGUCACUUCCUCCAGGAAUAUAAUAUUGCUUUGGAUGUCACUGUACAGCCUGAGGAAUAUGAGAAACUUCUAAAGUCAAUUAGACAUGUGAAGUCCUUGGUUUUGCUGAUGGUGGACUUGACUGACUUCCCCUGCUCUAUCUGGCCUGGGAUAGUUGACAUCAUAGGCACUAACAGACCCAUUUUUAUAGUUGCAAACAAGGUGGACCUUCUCCCAGGUGAUAGUAUUGGUUACCUCAAACGUAUCAGAGAGUCCCUUCUUACAGAAAUCAAGAAAACAAAAUUAGGUGAAGCAAAUAUCAAGUAUAUAGCAUUGAUAUCAGCUAAAACAGGUUUUGGUGUUGAGGAACUAAUCUCUGCCAUGUUCAAGCUUUGGCUGUAUAAAGGAGACGUUUUUCUAGUGGGCUGUACCAAUGUGGGGAAGAGUUCACUGUUCAAUGCUCUUCUUCAGUCAGACUACUGCAAAGUGCAUGCAGUGGAUAUUGUCAAAAGAGCCACAGUCAGCAGGUGGCCAGGAACCACACUGAACCUUUUGAAGUUUCCCAUUAACAGACCAUCUGGUUGGAAAAUUCGUCAGAGAAGUAACAGAUUAUUAUCUGAAGCUAAGUUAAUAAAGGUAGAGAAUGAGAUACGUAAUGAACAGUUAUCAGGGAAAAAAGUUGCAGCAGCCCCUUCAUUACUAGGUCACAUUGGCAGAACAUUCUCAGAACAUAUUGCUAUGGAUGACAAUUUUGCAGGAAAACAACACAAGUUGACAGUAUUAGAUGAAAAUCACGAACUUUUCAGGAAAAGCAAAUGGUUGUAUGAUACGCCGGGGGUAGUUCAUCCAGAUCAAGUUCUGUCACUUUUGAGUACAGAAGAAUUGUUGUUGACCAUUCCUAAAACGCUAAUUAGGCCUCAAACUUAUUACUUGUUCGAAGGGAUGAGUAUUCUCAUAGGUGGGUUGGCACGAAUAGAUCUUCUGGACACAGCAGAGCCCUGUCGGCUUACGAUAUUUUGUUCAGAAACCCUUCCAGUGACUGUAGUGACUACUGCAAAUGCUGAUGAUCUGUACAACACAUUUAUUGGUACAGAAUUAUUUGCAGUUCCUUUGGGGGGUUCAGAGAGACUAAGAAAUUGGCCUGGGUUGAAAAAUAAGCAGUUCAAGUUUACUGGAGAAGGUCCCAAGAUUUGCUGUGGUGAUGUAGUGUUAUCUUCAAUAGGGUGGGUGUCUAUAACAGCUAAGAAAGACAGUAUUUGUACUAUAGAGGCUUGGACUCCACAAGGGAGAGGUAUCCACAAACGACAACCUUCAGUGUUGCCAUAUUCCAUUAAUUUAAAAGGCAAGAGAAUUCAAGGCACACCAGCUUAUAUGGUUGGAAAAGUAUACACAGGUGAUGAAUCUUAGUUCUUAAGUUUGUAUUAAGUUUGCUAGUAAUUGUAUGCAUAAUAAAGUAUAGAAAGACAACAAUAGA
Molecule: messenger RNA, 2479 nt
Organism: Bicyclus anynana (squinting bush brown)
Lineage: Eukaryota; Metazoa; Arthropoda; Insecta; Lepidoptera; Nymphalidae
Product: nitric oxide-associated protein 1
Exons: 4
Coding region: 307-2412 (701 amino acids)
Molecular function (GO): GTP binding
Source: RefSeq, a predicted model, not a curated record